Acipenser ruthenus (sterlet) is the source of this 8461-nucleotide messenger RNA. Its product is annotated as ankyrin repeat domain-containing protein 26-like. The coding region runs from base 564 to 7943 and encodes 2459 amino acids. The transcript is spliced from 45 exons. The record is from RefSeq and is a predicted model, not a curated record. Lineage: Eukaryota; Metazoa; Chordata; Actinopteri; Acipenseriformes; Acipenseridae. Gene Ontology annotation, molecular function: protein binding.
GAAAUGGUUUGGCCAGUGAAAACGUCAAUCACUGUAACGAAACGACAGAUUUCUGCGUAGCUCACGCCAACAGGUCACCAAGAAGAUACGGGAAUAGGCUGAAAACGACAGUUGCUGUGUAUACAUGUGUUUUGUUUUGCUACUGUAGCUUGUUCGUUUUUAAUCAGUUUUAGUGUGUUUUUGCAUUUGUUUUUAAACGUUUUUUUUUCGUUUUGCUACUGGAACGACUGCGCCGGUGUACGCUAGAGCAAGGUUGGUUGCCUAGGUAACACCUCUGCAAAGUGAGCUGCUGCUGUGUUGCUGAUACAAAAUUCCUGCUGCUGUGUUACUUAAACGUACAAAGAUGAGAGGGAACGAUCGGGGUCAUGACAACAAACGAACGUCGAAAUAAGUAAGGGUCAUGCUUUUGACAUCAUUAACCCUAUCCGAUUUGCUUGUUUAUUUUUGGAGUGGAAAAGACGACUGAGUUGAUGCACAGUUCACAACUCCGUGAAACUGACAUCUGGGCAGUUCUGGACAAUGAUGCUUGACGUUUACAACAGUCUAAACGGCAGUAAUUAGCAAUGAAAAAGCUAUUCAGCUUUGGGAAGAAAAAGAAAGGACUUUCUCCCAAUACUUCUGACACUGGGAGUGUGGUGUCUGCUGGAUAUGAGCUUAAGGAAAAAGAUCUAGGAAAGUUACACAAAGCUGCUUCUACAGGGGAUCUUUCCAAGCUGAAACAGCUUGCAAAGAAACACGACCUUAGCCAGCUGGACAAAGAUAACAGAACGCCUUUACAUCUUGCCUGUGCUCAUGGGCAUGUUGAUGUUGUACAUUUUCUGACGGAAAGCAAAGCCAAACUAAACCUCUGUGAUAAUGACAACCGUUCCCCGUUAAUGAAGGCAGUACAGUGCCAACAGGAACGCUGUGUUGUUACCCUUCUGGAACAUGAUGCUGAUCCAAACCUUGUGGAUAUCAAUGGAAAUACUGCCCUACAUCUCGCUGCCCUCAUCCCUGCCAUCUCUAUGGCCAUUCAGUUGCUGGAUCAUGAUGCACGUAUAAAUGCUACAAACAAGGAAGGCUGUACUCCCCUGAUUUUGGCUGCUACAGAAAAUCAUCAGGAGAUGGUUGAGUUUUUAUUGAAAGAAGGAGCUGAUGUAGAUGCAAAAGACAAAUCCAAACGGACAUCAUUGAUGAUUGCUGCUAAUAAUGGCCAGAUUAGUUUGGUUCGGUUGCUCUUGCGGUACGAUGCAGAUAUUUCCAUAAAGGAUGAUAAAGGUUGGACAGCUGAUGACUAUGCAGUGAUGAAUGGACACCAUGCUUGUUCACAUCUAAUAAUUGAGCAUGGGACAAAGAAAAGACCACCCCAAUCCCCUCAUUUCUAUGGUACUAGUAAAGUGAAGGGUGCGUCUGUGUUCAGCAGUCCAAUCCGUGGUACUGAGUCAGGUUUUGCUGUGGGUGGACCAGCUACAGAUAAAGAAGAAUUGCAACAGUCUCCAAAGCAACAGUCAGGAGCAGGUGAUUCAGGGAAAGUUGGAGACAAUAUUUCACAAGAAGAAUCCAUUAGUAGGGUAUCGGAUAAGGGUGGAGCAGGAGACUCCUGGCCUUCAUCAGAUGAAGGUGAAGAAUUGGAUUUUAGCCCAAAGAAACUACAAAAGCCAAGCUUGACAAAACUAAUGAAUGCCUCCCAGAAGAGCAAGAACAAUGUUAAUGAGAAUGGUAAUGCCAGACCCCAACCUGUAGAGCAUUCAGAAUCUAUUAUAUCAGGGAGUGAAGGAGACUCAGAAAAAGAGAGUGAGAAUGAAGAUGAGAAAGACCACUCCCCUCCCAAGGCUUUUCCCACCUCCCUUCACCCGGCAAACCCUUCACCUGCCUCCUUUUCCAAACUUCCUCAGAUGACUUCCACCCCUCUCCGAAACUCCAAACAGGAAGAGUAUUCAGAGGAAGAGGAAGAGGAGGAAUAUGAAGAUCUUCAUAUUUCUGGGAAAAUUCUAAAAGAAUCUGGCACAGUCGGCAGUGCUGUUCCACCGAAUGAUUUAGAUGAAAAGGGAAGCCCUGCAAAAAAUAUAAAAAGAGAUUUUUUGUCUGAAUUGGGGCUGGCAGCAGCCGAGGAAGAUGAAGACUCUCCAUGGGACUCCGAGUCUGCUUCUGAUAGUCCAAGGAAACAACAGAGUGGGGCUUUAAACCCUGCAGCUAAGGCACAAACAGUGAUGCACAGUAUUUCCGAAGAGAAGAAUGAAGACAUAUUUUACAUUCCUUCUUUCUUAAGAGGAGCAAGAGACUAUAGGAUGGCUGAGCUAGAGGAUUCAAGGAGUGUAGGCAGGCCAGUGAGCCGAUUGAGAUUGGAUUUAGGAGGAAAUGAUACAGAAAAGCAGAAAGAUGUUUUGAAGACAACUUUGAAAAUCAAAGAGACUAUUUUUUCCAAUCUAGCUUUAUCCAAAGAGACAAGGGAAAAGCAGAAGACAGACUUCAUGGAGGAACUUGGUUUGGAUGAUGCAGAUGAUAUUGAAGAUGCUUCAGAUUGGGACUCUGCUAGCAUUGCAAGCAGAAAUCUGCCUGGCUGUAAAAUCCCAUCGCCAGUCCAUGAUGAAAUAAGUGCAAAACUGUCAGAACCAGAGUUAUCCACACCACAAAAGAAGACCCCAAAUAUAGUACAGUGUGCCAAAGCAGAUCAGAAAACAAGUGCUGAAAAGAGCCUGUCUCCCUCAAACUCUCCUCCACUGCCAGAAGCAAGAUCCUUGCAUUCUCUGACAUCACAACAACCACAACCACAACCGCAACCACGUUCGAAGUUAUUAGCUGUAAAAGCAGAUAGCGGAGAAGAUUCAGAUUGGGAUUCAGAAGAUGACGGUGUUCCAUCUGGUCCAGAAAAGUCUGGGAGACUUCCGAAACUUCCAGUACAGAACUUUGCUACCAGUAAGCCAGAAUCUACUGAUGCAGUGUUGUCCUCAGAAGACGACGACCAUGAAAAGAGUGCUCGCCUAAAAAAACAAGUUAAACAGUCUUUUUCUAUGUGUCUACCAAUGCUGCUGAAGGACAAAGAACUGUUAGAAACCCCCUUGGCAGUGCUAAUUAACACAACUCCUGACGCGGCAGACCAGGCAGAUACCCUAUUCAGAGAGCAGAACCAAGAAGGAAGUGAAAAUCAAACCACAGACAAAGUUAAUCUAUCUGCAGCCAGCUCUGCUGUGCCAUGGGAGGAGCGAUAUGAAAAGAUCUGGGUAGAAAAUGAAAAAAGAGAAGUAAAAUCCCAUUACAAGGAUGUGGCAGCUGAGUUGAAGAAGAAGUUUGGAGAGAUAUGUUUGGAACAAUCCAGAGCGCCAAGUUCCAUAUCGACACAUUUAAGAGUAGAUCUUAAUAAUGAAGAUGAUUCUAGUGAUGAAGAUGAGAUUGUACACCAGAUGGCAAAGACCCAAAGUGGAAUACUGCAACCGAUUCUAGAACAGGAGUCCAGGUUAGAAGACUCUAUUACAGAACCCUCUAAGCCAGAACUGAAAGGUAGUAAAAUACCAGAUAAAGCAGUAAACUCAAACAAACAAGCUGAACAUCUCUCUAAAGAAGAUGAGAAUGAAAUACAACCACUAAUACAGAAAAGAGAAAACGAUGUUGCUGGCUAUGACACAGACCUGGACUCUGAUUCUGAGCAAUGUGCUGAAGAGAAACCAAAAUGCAGACUUGAUGGAAGUGGAAGUUCUGUUGAAAACAAUACAAAUCCUGGCCAUAGUAAAAACUCCAAGGAAGAUGACAAAUACCAAGAUUUUGUGAAAACUGGUCAGAAGAAAACUCCAUUAUCUGAAUGUGCACCAGCUUCUAAAUACCCAUCAGAUGAAGAGCUUGAGGGAGAUAUGAAGAGGUUUAAGAAUGAGGUUGUAUUCCUGGCUUUGGAGAAAGAAAAAGCGCAGCUACAGAAAGAGGUUGAGGGAGAAAAGAAAAAGAAACUCCUGGGAAUGCAAAGAUCAAAUGCAAUUAAGGGUUUAGAGGGACCAAGAAAUGUAAACAGACAAACUGGGGAUGAAACCGAGACAAUUAUAAAGCAUGAAGCCACCCAAAGACUACAGCCUAAAGGAAUGCAAGGUUCUGAAAAACUGAACACUUGUAAUCAGAAGGACCAAAAGCAGCUCAACAACCCAAGGAGUAAUAUUAAACAAAGAGCAAAUGCAACACAUGCUAAAAGAGAUGACCUUUUCUCGGAUGAGGAGGAUGUAGAUAAUAAACGGAUUUCAAAUCUGAACACUGCUGGCAGACAGUCACAGCAAGCUACCUUUGUUAAUGGAGAUCAGCUUUCUGUAUUUGAUGAUAGUACUUUAAGUGAGAUGUCAGAAGAUGGAGGAAGGCCGACAAUACCCCACAAUUGGAAAAGCAAGAGCAAUAAGCAAAUGGAAAUUGCAGAUGACUUUGAUGACUUCACCCAGUCCUCUGACACUGCUACAGACAGCAUGGACUCACCUGCCUUAGGAUACAGAAAUGCAUCUUUGUUGAUUAAACAGCUUGAAACUGGUACAAUAGAUUCUGUAACUUUGGUCAAAAUUCAGAACAUGUUCCAUGAAUAUGAGCGCACCAUUGAGAGAGAGAAAGGGCGCUAUAGUAUGCUGUCAGAUAACAUCGCUCAGCUAUUAAACGAGAGAAAAGAACUACAAAAGGCUCUGGAGGAUAUCCAGGAAGUGAAAUCCACCCUGGAACACCAGCAGGUGGAAUGGGAGACUGAUCUUAACAACCAAAAGUUUAUUCUGAAGCAGGAGCAGGAGAAGCAUAAGAAUGCUGAAAUGCUGUAUGAGAAGAGCAGAGAGCAGCUGCGAAAGAAAGAGGAGCAGUUCCGCAAAGAGGUGGAGGCAAAACAGCAGCUGGAGCUCACCUUGAGGAACCUGGAGAUGGAGAUGAGAGCCUUGAUUAGUAACAUGAAGCAGCUUGAAGAUGAGCGGAACGAAGUGCAACGCUGCUUGUCUCAGGAACGCAGUGCCAGGGCUCUGCAGGAAGGAAUACUAAACAACCACCUUCAUAGACAAAAGGAAAUUGAAGAGGAAAACAAAAAGACUGUCUCAAAAAGCACAGAGGUUUUUUCCCAGCUCUCUGAAGUGAGUGACAGAGAAAAGGGUCUGCUUCAGCAGAACCGCAGUCUUCAGGAUGAGAUAUCCGUGUUAAAGCUGGAGCUGGAUCGGGUUCGAGCCCGUAGCCAGGAAGAGGAGGGGCAGUACCUUGAGGAGAAUGAGGCUCUGAAAGAAAAAAUGGAAGAUCUGAAACGAGAUCUAAAACUAAACGAAGAAGCCCUGGCACAGACUGUCUUGCAGUACAGUGGACAGCUGAAUGCUCUGAAGACAGAAAGCACCAUGAUGACCUCCAAACUGGAGCAGGAGAAGCAAAAUAAUGACAAGCUAGAGACAGAUGUGGAGUCUUUGCGUGCACGACUGACCUCGGCACUCCAGGAGCUUGAGCGCAGUCAGUCUGGCAAAGUGGAUGCAGAGCGAACCUUCCAGCGAGAGCGAGAUGAGUGGCUCCGCCUGCAAGAAAAGCGCACUCAUGAGACCACAAGCCUGCGGGAUUCCAUUAACAGCUUGUCACAACAGCUCAGCAAAGCGGAAGCGAAGGCUAACUCUCUGGAGAAUGAGUGUCACCGUGCCACACUGUCCCACACAGAGAAAUCGCUCCAGUUAGAAAGCAUGCAGCGUGAGCGAGAGCAAGCCCAGUCCCGCCUGAAGGAGCUGGAGGGCUUACUGCAGGCUGAGAAGGAACAGGCGAGCAAGUCCUCAGUUCGACAGGAAUCCAUGCAAGAAAGGAUGGCCCAGGCGCAGAGUGAAAACAUACUACUGCGUCAGCAACUAGAAGAGGCGCAGAACAAGGGAAUCAUCAAGGAGAGGGCAGUGAGCGACGUACAGGACCGCUUCAGUGACAUCUUAACAAACCUGCGGGCAGACAGCGAAGGGAGGGUGCAGAUUAUGGAAGAGAGGAACAAGGAACUUAUGGCCAAAAACGUUGAACUCAGGGAGCAGGUCUACAGGCACCAGAAUGAAAAAGCAGAGAGAGAGUUCAUCACAGAGCACGAGUCAUCCUUCCAUCACAGGAAUAUAAUACAAAGUGUACCACUUCACCACCAGGCUGCUUUAAGGCAACUACAACAGGAACUUGCUGAUGCUCUAAAGAAAUUGUCCAUGUCUGAGGCAUCACUGGAGGUCAACACUCGCUAUCGCAAUGAUCUUGAGGCAGAAAAAAUUCGGUUUCAGAAAGAUAUCGACAGACUGAAAGGAAAGCUGCAGGAAACGGAAGACCAGUUCAUUCAGUCAGAGCGUCGGAUUCACGAAUUAAAGAAUGCACUAGAUGACAAAGAGCGAGAGGUGAUUGCCUCCUCACAGAAGCUGCAGGAGAGUCUGUCUGCAUCCUCUGGAAUGGAGAAGACAGUCAAGCAGUUGGAUGAACAUAUUCAAAGACUUGAGAUUGAAAAUGCCAGAUUGGAGGCUACAGCCAAACAGCAGACAAAUAGAAUAGAGGUUCUGCAAAAAGAAGUGCACGAGUCUGCUGCGACGUCAGAUCAACCAGCUGAGAUGGGGGUGCGGAAUCGUUUAGAGGAUUUGGUUACAAAUUUACAAGGAGCCAAGAUCAAUUUAGAAGAGCAGCUUAUUCAAGAGGCUCAAAAACAAAGUAUGCUGUCGCAUAAUGCACAAGACUCGCAUCUCCUUUGGGAAGAAGAACUGAAGUCAAGAUCCAAACUAGGGCAUAGACUGGCUCAGCUAGAAAGAGAAAAAGUUGAAGUGACAAGCCAGAUGGAAACAGAAAAGAAAAAGACUAAAAAGAUAGCAGAGCUAAAGCGAUGUACAGAGGCAAGGCUUGACCAGGAGAUGAAGAGAAACAGUGAACUUCAAAAGGAAAUUAACAGGAUGAGAACACUUGUUAAAACCACCAAGAAAAAGCAGAAGCAGCAAGAGACUGGAGAGUUUGCAUCCCAGCUCAGCAGCAUUCGGGGGGACCUGGAUAACAGACACCUGGAGACUAUUGCUAGAUUAAAGUCCAAGAUUGAUGAACUCUCCCAGCAAUUAGAAAAAGAAUCCUUACAAUCGACAAGGCUAGAAUCCACCAAUAGUGAUUUGAGGGAACAACUGUCUUCAAUGAAAGCACUGCGCAAAAGCCAUGAGAAGCUGGAGAGGAGCAAGAGGCAACUUGAAGAGGAGGUGUCAAGUGUUCGUCACCAUAUGGAAACAAUGAUCGAGCAAUGCAGACGAGAGGCCGAGGAAAGGGCUAGACAGGAGAUAAGGCAAAAACUCGAAGAAGUCAAUCUGUUUUUGCAGACCCAGGCAGCCUCUCAAGAAGCCUUAGAACAAAUAAAAGCCACCAAUGAAGCAACUUUAAGAAACCAGCUGGAACAAAGAAUAAGAGACCUUGAGGGAGAGCUGAGUAGAGCACAGAGCACACAGCAGAACAGCUUGAGCCAGCGGGACUCGACGCAGACCGAGCUGGAGAGAUACAAGGAGCUUUAUUCACAAGAAUUAAAAUUACGCAAGUCCUUGGCAGCCAAACUAGAUAGAUCGAAUGAGAGGCUGGCUGAAGCCAACACUAAGCUGCUGCAUGAGCGUCAGCACAACAAAUCGUUCAUAGCUAGCAGCAUUGUAAACGGGAGCCUGACUGCAAGUCCUGUCUUUGACGUGAAUCAGCUUCAGGGCAGCAUUGGAAACUUUGGUGGCACUCUGGGCCCCCUUAAUAGAAAUCUAGGGCUUGGAGGAAGUUUCCUGAACCCAGUGGGAGAUGGUUCGUCUCUAAACAGCAUGGAUGCUUACAUAGCAAAGAUGCAAAAUGAAUUGGAGAAAAGCAUCACAAAGGAACUAGACCAUGCCACAGCCGAGCUGGACGGUGGAUCUACGAGAAUGUCUCCUGUUGGAUCAGCUGCUGGCUCUCUGAAAAGCCUAAACCUUGACCAGGAUCCUGUCGCCAGAGCGACUCAGCAAUACUUAGAGGUCUUAAAGAAAAACUACAUGAUUUAAGUAGAAGAUUAUGCAUGUUCCAUGUUUACAUUAAAUGUCAAUUCAAUGUGCAUAAUAUGUAAAACAAAUAUUGAAUGUAAAAACUAGAAAACAAAAUAAUUCAAUUUUCCAUUAUUUAUUGAUUGAUUUUUUUAUUGCUCGACUUAAGUGAUGCACAUUGCACUUGUAUGCUCAGGAGGGACACAACAUUGUUUUCAAGUAUCUUCAUAUUUAGAGCCAUAUUUUCAUUAAAGCAGCAUUAUUGAUGUUUAAACCUGGAAUCCAACUGUUCCAGGCUAUUCUUUGUAAUUUUUUUUUUUUUUUAAUAUGUAUACCCUAUUUUAUUGUUAUGCAAUAUAUAACGUGUACAGUACAUUCUGCCUAUAUUAUCAGUUGCAGUCUGUUUGGAUAUUUGAGGUAGUUGUUUUGUAUUUAACGGUUUCUUCCAUUUUCCGUGCAGUAUUAGAUGCAUACUUGCCAAGGUAUUUGUAGACUCACUACAUUUUGUACAUGCCAUUAAAUGGUGCAGUGCUCAUUUG